GAGCCAGCCCGGAGGAGGGGUGAAGGAGGUUGCUGGCGGCGACUGCCUCGCUCGCUCGCCCUCACCGCCGUCUGCCCCCAGCUCCAGGCACCAUGUUCCGCGAGGCGCCCCGCAGCCACACCCUCCCCCGGCUCCCCCAGCUGCAGUUGCUGCUUGUGCUGGUGCAGGCCGUGGGGAGGGGGUUGGGCCGCGCCAGCCCCGCCGGGGGUCCCCUGGAAGAUGUGGUGAUUGAAAGGUACCACAUCCCCAGGGCCUGUCCCCGGGAAGUGCAGAUGGGGGAUUUUGUGCGCUACCACUACAAUGGCACUUUCGAGGAUGGCAAGAAGUUUGACUCGAGCUAUGACCGCAGCAGCUUGGUGGCCAUCGUGGUGGGUGUGGGGCGUCUCAUCACCGGCAUGGACCGAGGCCUCAUGGGCAUGUGUGUCAACGAGCGGCGACGCCUCAUCGUGCCGCCCCACCUGGGCUACGGCAGCAUCGGCGUGGCGGGACUCAUCCCCCCGGACGCCACCCUCCACUUCGAUGUGGUCUUGCUGGACGUGUGGAACAAGGCGGACACCGUGCAGGUGAGCACCUUGCUGCGCCCGCCCCACUGCCCCCGCACGGUCCAGGACAGCGACUUUGUCCGCUACCACUACAAUGGCACGCUGCUGGACGGCACUGCCUUUGACGCCAGCUACAGUAGGGGCGGCACUUACGAUACCUACGUUGGCUCUGGCUGGCUCAUCAAGGGCAUGGAUCAGGGGCUGCUGGGCAUGUGUCCUGGGGAGCGAAGGAAGAUCAUCAUCCCUCCAUUCCUGGCCUAUGGCGAGAAGGGCUAUGGGACUGUGAUCCCCCCACAGGCCUCCCUGGUCUUCCACGUCCUACUGAUCGACGUCCACAACCCCAAGGACACUGUCCAGCUGGAGACACUGGAGCUGCCGCCUGGCUGUGUCCGCAGAGCCGUGGCCGGGGACUUCAUGCGGUACCACUACAAUGGCUCGCUGAUGGACGGCACCCUCUUUGACUCCAGCUACUCCCGCAACCACACCUACAACACCUAUGUGGGGCAGGGCUACGUCAUCCCUGGGAUGGACCAGGGGCUGCAGGGCGCGUGCAUGGGCGAGCGCAGGAGGAUCACCGUCCCCCCACACCUCGCUUACGGGGAGAACGGGACCGGAGACAAGAUCCCUGGCUCUGCCGUGCUGAUCUUCGACGUCCACGUCAUCGACUUCCACAACCCUGUGGAUCCGGUGGAAGUCAAGACGCUGGCCCAGCCCCCCGAGACCUGCACUGAGACGGCCAGGACCGGGGACUUCGUUCGAUACCACUACAACUGCUCUCUGCUCGACGGCACCAGGCUCUUCUCCUCCCACGACUAUGGGAGCCCCCAGGAGGCGACUCUUGGGGCCAAUAAAGUGAUCGAAGGCCUGGACACAGGCCUUCAGGGCAUGUGUGUGGGAGAACGGCGCCAGCUCAUCAUCCCCCCGCACCUGGCACACGGGGAGAGUGGAGCCCGGGGGGUCCCUGGUAGCGCAGUGCUGCUGUUUGAGGUGGAGCUGGUGUCCCGGGAGGAGGGGCUGCCCGCCGGCUACCUGUUUGUGUGGCACGAGGACCCUCCUGCAAACCUGUUUGAAGGCCUGGACCUCAACAAGGACGGCGAGGUCCCCCCAGAGGAGUUCUCUACCUUCAUCAAGGCUCAAGUCAGUGAGGGCAAAGGACGCCUCAUGCCUGGGCAGGACCCGGAGAAAACCAUCGGGGACAUGUUCCAGAACCAGGACCGCAACCACGACGGCAAGAUCACGGUGGAGGAGCUCAAGCUGAAGUCCGAUGAAGACCAGGAGCGCGUCCACGAGGAACUCUGAGGGCGGGGCCUGGGGCGGGGCCUGGGACCUUACAGUCACCCUCCGCUCCGCUGGGACACGCCAAGGGGCGGAGCCAGUGGUCAGGAGCUAGCUGGCCCUCCCACCUGCCCUGGAGGAGAGCGCACAGCGAGCCCUGUCUCUUCUCCCCUGAAACCCCUUCCGCUUGCCGGAGUCGCCUGUCUGGGCACUGCGGAACUGGGGGUUGAAUGGGACCAUGGUUGGGCCCCGCCCCCACCUCCCCUCUUCCUCACUACACUGAGCGAGGCCAACCCCCUCAUUUCUCUACCCCCCUCGACUUCCCCUUUAUUUUAAAUGUUCUCCUCAUUCAGCACCCUCCAUCUCCAGCCCCCAUGUCCUGCCAAGGACCAACCCCCAAGAACGAAAGCCAGGCUGGUCGGAUCCCCCUUCAUGUCUUCCUCAGCUCUGGCUGGCUCUUAAAAGGGGGGCAGCCCCCCUCACCUAGCCCAUCCCCCCCACCGAGGCGACCUGGGGGCCUCUUCCUCAGAAGGCUGCUUUCCCAAGGGCUGAGCAGAGGAAGAACUGGGAGUGUGUGAGCCUACCGCUGGGUCUGGGCUGCUGAGCCCCUGGUUCCAGGCUGGGGUGGGCUGGGAGAGGGGCUUUCGGGGGGCCAAGGGAAGAGCGGGUGCAGAGCCCUGAACUGGUGUCAGGUCCCUUUCUCCUUUGUGCCAAAUAAAAGGCUAA
Molecule: messenger RNA, 2543 nt
Organism: Condylura cristata (star-nosed mole)
Lineage: Eukaryota; Metazoa; Chordata; Mammalia; Eulipotyphla; Talpidae
Gene: FKBP10
Product: FK506 binding protein 10, 65 kDa
Exons: 10
Coding region: 93-1841 (582 amino acids)
Molecular function (GO): calcium ion binding; peptidyl-prolyl cis-trans isomerase activity
Source: RefSeq, a predicted model, not a curated record